AUGGCGGACCGCACAGCCGCGACCUCCAAGAGGUCAUCGUCAUCGAGGCACGGCGAGGACAAUGUCGUCGGGCAGUUCAUCAUCGAUAAGGAGAUCGGCAAAGGCAGCUUCGCUCAGGUCUACUCGGGCCGUCAUAAGGUGACGGGCGCUCUGGUGGCCAUCAAGUCGGUCGAGCUGGCCCGUCUGAACAAGAAGCUCAAGGACAAUCUCUAUGGUGAGAUUAAGAUCCUCAAGAAGCUGCGACAUCCGCACAUCGUUGCCCUGCAUGACUGCGUCGAGUCGGCCACACAUAUCAACCUGAUUAUGGAGUAUUGCGAGCUGGGCGACCUCUCGCUGUUCAUCCGCAAGCGCGAUAAGCUCAUCACCAACUCGGCUACCCAUGAGCUCGCCCGCAAGUACCCAGUGUCGCCCAACUCGGGCCUGCAUGAGGUGGUCAGCCGCCACUUCCUACAGCAGCUGGCCAGCGCUCUGAAGUUCCUUCGGGCCGCUAAUCUGAUCCAUCGCGAUGUCAAGCCGCAGAACCUGCUUCUGUUGCCGUCCCCGCGGUGGCGCGAGACGAACAAGCUGGCCAAGCAGAUCCUCAGCGCCAGCCACGACUCCCUAACUCCGGCGGCCGGCCUGCCGUCGCUGCCCAUGCUGAAGCUUGCCGAUUUCGGGUUUGCCAGGGUCCUGCCGUCUACUUCACUCGCGGAGACCCUGUGCGGCUCGCCGUUGUACAUGGCACCCGAGAUUCUGCGCUACGAGCGGUACGAUGCCCGUGCUGACCUGUGGUCGGUCGGGACAGUUCUGUUCGAGAUGGUCACGGGCAAGCCGCCCUUCCGUGCGAGCAACCAUGUCGAGCUGAUCCGAAAGAUCGAGCAGGCCGAGGACUGCAUCAAGUUCUCGCGGGACUGUGUUGUUAGCUCCGAGAUGAAGCAACUCAUCCGUGCGCUGCUGAAGCGGAAUCCGGACGAGCGGAUUGACUUCGACGAUUUCUUUAACCAUCCUGUCGUCGUGGGCCCGAUUCCGGGCGUCGUUGAGGAGGAUAUCCAGCUUCAAGAGCAGGCUCGUGCCCAAUUACAGCAGGCGCAGGCUCCCGUUGAGCCGAAAUCCAGCACGCCUAAGCCUGAGGACCCGUUGUUGCGCCGGCGUCAGUCUCUCGUUGAUGCGGAGGUAACACAACCCCCCGGUUCGCCCCGGCAUCGUCAUGCUUCGCCGUUGACGACACCCGUCGAGCCUAAGCCGUCGUCCCUGGACAGCCCUCGUCUGAGCUAUUCGCCGCGUCAGGACGCUCCGGACGCUACCCGGCGGGCCGCCAUCCAGCCGUCGACCUCGGCGCCGGGCACCCGGCCGAUCGCCUACGUUGAUCGCACAAGGCGCUACUCCAACACCUCUCGUCCGACAUCGCGCAUGGCUCAGUCCCCAUCGACCCCGGUCGAGGAGCCCAAGAAGAAGAGCUCAUCAUCCAAGACGCUCACGGAGGAGGAGAGGGUCGCCCAAGACAUUGCGUUCGAGCGUGAUUACAUCUUCGUGGACAAGAUCGCCGUCGAGGUUAACGCCCUCGCGGACCAGAUCUCGAUGUACAAGAACCAGCAAGUCCUCCAACAACAGCAGCAGCAGGUCUCAUCAUCCCCGAAAUCGGGCCAGCUCAUCCGCCGUUCGUCCCAGCGCAACGCUCCAGCCUCGACCUCCGGCGCUGUCGCUCGUUCUGCUUCCACUAGGGAAUCCACUCGCACCGAUCACUCGCGUCGCGCGUCCUACGAGAAGAGCUUAUCCUCGAGUCCGGGAGGGGCUACCUCCAUGAUCUCCAAGGCCAUCCAGGACGCGAGCCUGCGCUUGUUUGGGAUUAAGUACACGCCCAGCUUGCUGGGCGGCGGUAGGAGUGGCCAUUCCCCGCCGCCGCAGAUCUAUAACCCCUUCCCUACUGCGUAUGCUACGCCUGCGGGGUUGAUCGCCGAUGGGUCGGCCAAUGGCUCGGGCUCGGGGAUUGCCUCUGCUGGGAAGGUCAUUAUCGAUGAAGACGCCCGUGUCGCGCAGUGCAUCGAGGAGUACGCUACCCGCAGCGAUGUGGUCUACGGCUUUGCCGAGGUAAAGUACAAGCAGCUUGUCCCGAUGGCCCCAUCAAGCGACCACGGCCUGGGCGGUGUCCCCGCCGACCGGAUGGGCGAAGAAGAGGAUGGCCUGACCCCCGAAGCAAUCGUCGCCCUCAGCGAGGAGGCCCUGGUGCUGUACGUCAAGGCGCUGAGCAUCAUGAACAAGGCGAUGCAUAUCGCGGGCGCGUGGUGGACCAAGCAUCAGCAGAGGGCUGCUGUCGAGGCUACGAAUGGGAACGGGAAUGGGGCGGCUGAUAAGUUUGCGAAGAAGAUCAACGCCGCGGUGCAAUGGAUCCGGAAUCGGUUUAAUGAAGUGUUGGAGAAGGCCGAGGUUGUCAGGUUGAAGCUGAUCGAUGCGCAGAAGAGACUGCCGGAGGAGCACCCGAGUCAUCCGAGUAACCACCCGCCGGAGACCGGCUCGCACUCGGGGGCGGCUUCCGGCAGCAGCGGGGUUUACUUGAGUCCUGGGAUGAGUGCUGAGAAGUUGAUGUAUGAUCGGGCGGUUGAGAUGAGCCGGACUGCGGCGAUCAACGAGAUUGCGAGCGAGGAUUUGCCGGGGUGCGAGAUCUCGUAUGUUACGGCGAUUAGGAUGCUUGAGGCGGUGCUGGAGAGUGAUGAUGAGCAGGGGGUUGGGCCGCUUGGUGGUGGGAAGAAGGGGGAGGGGAAGGAUAAGGGGAAGGAAGAGGAGACGGGGGCUAAUGGGGGCGGGAUGGGGAAUGGGGUUAUGAGCGUGGAGGAUCGCGCUACGGUGCAGAAGAUGAUCCAGAUGAUCAAUACCCGCCUGACUAGCCUGCGGAAGCGCAUGGCGGCUAUUGCGAAUGCGUCGCGCGCGCAGCAGCAGCAGCAGCAGUCGCAGCAAGGUCAGGGGCUAGGACAGAGUCCCGGGCAGGGAGGUAUGGUUAUGGGGCAUAGGAGGAGUGGUGAGGGGUCGAGGAGCGGGAUGCCUUCUGUUUGA
Messenger RNA from Thermochaetoides thermophila DSM 1495, 3027 nucleotides. Its product is annotated as serine/threonine protein kinase-like protein. Gene Ontology annotation, molecular function: protein serine/threonine kinase activity; ATP binding. The transcript is spliced from 2 exons. Gene Ontology annotation, biological process: peptidyl-serine phosphorylation; autophagosome organization; protein autophosphorylation. The record is from RefSeq and is a predicted model, not a curated record. NCBI's taxonomy places the organism in Eukaryota, Fungi, Ascomycota, Sordariomycetes, Sordariales, Chaetomiaceae. Gene Ontology annotation, cellular component: cytoplasm; autophagosome. Bases 1 to 3027 code for a protein of 1008 amino acids.